AUGUCUACUAUCAUAAAGACGAUCACCAGUUUCACCAAGACCAUCACCAGUAUCACUAAGACCAUCACCAGUAUCACUAGAACCAUCACCAGUGUCACUAAGACCAUCACCAGUAUCACUAAGACCAUCACCAGUAUCACCGAGACCAUCACCAGUCUCACAAAGACCAUUGCCAGUAUCACCAAGACCAUCACCAGUAUCACCAAGACCAUUGCCAGUAUCACUAAGCCCAUCACCAUAUCACUUAGACCAUCACCAGUGUCACUAAAACCAUCACCAGUAUCACUGAGACCAUCACCAGUAUCACCGAGACCAUCACCAGUCUCACAAAGACCAUCACCAGUAUCACCAAGACCAUCACCAGUAUCACCAAGACCAUUGCCAUCACCAGUAUCAUUAAGACCAUCACCAGUAUCACUAGAACCAUCACCAGUGUCACUAAGACCAUCACCAGUAUCACUAAGACCAUCACUAGUAUCACUAAGACCAUUACUAACCAUCACCAAGAUCACUAAGCCCAUCACCAGGAUCACUGAGACCAUCACCAGGAUCACUGAGACCAUCACCAGUAUCACCAAGACCAUCACCAGUAUCACUGAGACCAUCACUAAGACCAUCACCAGUGUCACUAAGGCCAUCACCAGAAUCACUGAGACCAUCAUCUGUAUCACUAAGACCAUCACCAGUGUCACUAAGGCCAUCACCAGUAUCACUAAGACCAUCACCAGUACCAUCACCAAGAUCACUAAGCCCAUCACCAGGAUCACUGAGACCAUCACCAGGAUCACUGAGACCAUCACCAGUAUCACCAAGACCAUCACCAGUAUCACUGAGACCAUCACUAAGACCAUCACCAGUGUCACUAAGGCCAUCACCAGAAUCACUGAGACCAUCAUCUGUAUCACUAAGACCAUCACCAGUGUCACUAAGGCCAUCACCAGUAUCACUAAGACCAUCACCAGUACCAUCACCAGUAUCAUAAAGACGAUCACCAGUUUCACCAAGACCAUCACCAGUAUCACUAAGACCAUCACCAGUAUCACUAGAACCAUCACCAGUGUCACUAAGACCAUCACCAGUAUCACUAAGACCAUCACCAGUAUCACCGAGACCAUCACCAGUCUCACAAAGACCAUCACCAGUAUCACCAAGACCAUCACCAGUAUCACCAAGACCAUUACCAUCACCAGUGUCACUAAGACCAUCACCAGUAUCACUGAGACCAUCACCAGUAUCACCGAGACCAUCACCAGUCUCACAAAGACCAUCACCAGUAUCACCAAGACCAUCACCAGUAUCACCAAGACCAUUACCAUCACCAGUGUCACUAAGACCAUCACCAUUAUCACUGAGACCAUCACCAUUAUCACUGAGACCAUCACCAGUAUCACUAAGACCAUCACCAUUAUCACUGAGACCAUCACCAGUAUCACUAAGACCAUCACCAUUAUCACUGAGACCAUCACCAGUAUCACCAAGACCAUCACCAGUAUCACUGAGACCAUCACUAAGACCAUCACCAGUGUCACUAAGGCCAUCACCAGAAUCACUGAGACCAUCAUCUGUAUCACUAAGACCAUCACCAGUGUCACUAAGGCCAUCACCAGUAUCACUAAGACCAUCACCAGUACCAUCACCAGUAUCAUAAAGACGAUCACCAGUUUCACCAAGACCAUCACCAGUAUCACUAAGACCAUCACCAGUAUCACUAGAACCAUCACCAGUGUCACUAAGACCAUCACCAGUAUCACUAAGACCAUCACCAGUAUCACCGAGACCAUCACCAGUCUCACAAAGACCAUCACCAGUAUCACCAAGACCAUCACCAGUAUCACCAAGACCAUUACCAUCACCAGUGUCACUAAGACCAUCACCAGUAUCACUGAGACCAUCACCAGUAUCACCGAGACCAUCACCAGUCUCACAAAGACCAUCACCAGUAUCACCAAGACCAUCACCAGUAUCACCAAGACCAUUGCCAGUAUCACUAAAAUCACUGAGAUCAUCACCAGUAUCACUAAGACCAUCACCAGGAUCACUAAGCCCAUCACCGGGAUCACUAAGACCAUCACCAGGAUCACUGAGACCAUCACUAAGACCAUCACCAGUGUCACUAAGGCCAUCACCAGAAUCACUGAGAUCAUCACCAGUAUCACUAAGACCAUCACCAGGAUCACUAAGACCAUCACCUGUACCACUGAGAUCAUCACCAGUGCCACUGAGACCAUCACCAGUGCCACUGAGAUCAUCACCAGGCAUCUCUAUAUGAGGUCGGGUCAGUUGAACGUUCUGGACAGCCAAUCAGCGUUGAUGAUUCUAAACUAA
Molecule: messenger RNA, 2325 nt
Organism: Haliotis rufescens (red abalone)
Lineage: Eukaryota; Metazoa; Mollusca; Gastropoda; Lepetellida; Haliotidae
Product: mucin-2-like
Exons: 13
Coding region: 1-2325 (774 amino acids)
Biological process (GO): telomere maintenance via recombination; double-strand break repair; telomere maintenance via telomerase
Cellular component (GO): condensed nuclear chromosome; Mre11 complex
Molecular function (GO): G-quadruplex DNA binding; double-stranded telomeric DNA binding; single-stranded telomeric DNA binding
Source: RefSeq, a predicted model, not a curated record